This is a messenger RNA of Hemiscyllium ocellatum (epaulette shark), 5639 nucleotides long. Its product is annotated as protein O-GlcNAcase. Gene Ontology annotation, biological process: glycoprotein metabolic process. Gene Ontology annotation, molecular function: beta-N-acetylglucosaminidase activity. The record is from RefSeq and is a predicted model, not a curated record. Bases 597 to 3176 code for a protein of 859 amino acids. Lineage: Eukaryota; Metazoa; Chordata; Chondrichthyes; Orectolobiformes; Hemiscylliidae. The transcript is spliced from 17 exons.
GACACAGGGAGGGAGGUAUAGACAGUCAGAUAGAGAGAUACAGGAAGGGAGACAGAGAUAGAUACACAUACAGAAAGAUAGACAAACGCAGGGACAGAGAGACAGAUAGAGAGAGAGAGAGAAACGGCGGAUGUAAAUGUCGGGGAGCAGAAGUGAGACAGAAAUAGAGAGAGGGAGAUAUAUUUAGAGAGAAAGACGGGUUGGGAGACAGGGAUAGAGAUAGGGAGAAGAAAGACUGGAAUACAGAGAGAUAGAGAUAAUGAUGGUGAAAUACAGAGACUCAGGCAGUGAAUGAGAGACAGAGAGAGGGAGGGAGACAGUUAGAUCCCUGAGAGAGGGAGUCACAGUCUUAUGCAAAUCCUGAGCAGCUAAAGUGCCAUCAGCUCCUCGCCAGCAUUUCACUCUUCCUCCCCUCUCUGCUCCAUCCCUCCGUUUCCCCCUCCUCCUCCCUCUUUCCUCCUCCUCUCCUUCCCCCUUUUCCUUUUCCCGUCCCUCCUUCCUUCCCUGCCUCUCCUUCCUUCCCCCCCCCCCUCUCUCUUCUUGCACUUGCCUUUGCUGCGUGAGCAGCUCAGGGAGCUGACAGUGGCUGGAGCGGUAUGGAGAAGACGCCACCUUUCCUGUGUGGGAUUGUGGAAGGUUUCUAUGGCAGGCCAUGGUCCAUGGAACAGAGGAUGGUGCUGUUCAAGUGGAUGCAGAGAUGGGGACUCAACAUCUACAUGUACGGCCCGAAGGAUGACCUGAAGCACAGGCUGUUAUGGAGAGAGACGUACUCAGCAGAAGAGUCAGUGCAGCUGAAGGCCUUGGUCUUGGCCGCCCAGGAGUGCGGGGUUGAGUUUGUGUACGCGAUCUCCCCGGGACAGGACAUCACCUUCUCCAGCUCGUGUGACCUGAGCUUACUGAAGCAGAAACUGAGGCAGGUCAAAGGAUUUGGGUGCAUGGCCUUCGCCAUCUUGUUUGAUGACAUCGACCACGCCAUGUGCCCCACCGACAAAGAAACCUUCAGCUCAUUCGCUCAUGCUCAGACGUCAGUGGCCAAUGAGAUCUACCAGUACUUGGGGGAGCCUCCCAUCUUCUUGUUCUGCCCGACUGAAUACUGCAGCUCCCUGUGCUACCCCAGCCUCAGCAAGUCCUACUACCUGAAGGUCAUAGGGAACGAGCUUCAGCCUGGCAUCGGCAUCAUCUGGACAGGGUCCACUGUUAUCUCCAAAGAGAUCACUCCCGAGUCGGUGGAGGAGGUUCAAGUGGUCAUCAAGCGCCGGCCACUGAUAUGGGACAACCUUCAUGCCAAUGACUAUGCCCAGAGACGUGUCUUCCUCGGUCCCUACAAAGGCCGUGCCUCUAGUCUGGUCUCCAAGCUGCAUGGUAUGCUGCUCAAUCCCAACUGUGAGCUGGAGGCCAAUUACCUCCCCAUCCACACCCUGGCCACCUGGUAUAGGUGUGGUCUCAGAGCAACACGAUCGGAUGGUGGUGAGAAGGGCUCUGAGACACGCCAGUACUGCCCCAACGAAGCCCUGAACUUGGCACUGGCUGACUGGGUAAAGGAAGUGAACAGACCUCUGUGCCCAAGUAGGCAGCUGCUUAAGGAGGCAAAAGAAGGACAGGUCAGGGGCAAACCUCAUGACAUGGUUAGCCAGAAUGGGGACGUUGAACCGAAGACUGUGAAGCCAAGUACAAGUGAGAGUGACUUACUUCCCCAGGGCAGCCCAGCGAAAGAGUUGGAGAUGGACAAAACCAAAGAGUCAUUGGGUGAGGAGACCCACAAGGCUCCGAAGAUGGACGUUGGCCAACCAGCGGUAAAAAGUGAGAAGACUUCACCUUUUGGGCCAAGAGAUUCUUUGAACGAUAGCACUGACAAACUAAGAGAUCAGUCAACAGGAACUGGUGACAUUGACUAUCAGAAAUCUUCGGAUGGGCCCCUUCCUCAUGCUGAGGUUCAGGGGGUGACAGAGCAGGACAGGGUCGAGGGCGAGGGCAAGGGACCUCUUUCUCCCCGGGGAAGGGCACCACUCCUCGCUGGCACCUUGACCCUGGCCAAUCUGCGGCUGCUGGUGGACCUCUUUUACCUGCCCUAUGAACAUGGAGAGGAGACAGCUGGCCUUCUCCGGGAGUUCCACUGGCUCAAGGCCAACAGUGACUUUGUUAGUGCAAACGCCAAGAUGGAGCUGAAGAAGGGGGAGGAGUGGAGAGCCCGGGCAUCUGCUUUCCAGCUGGCGUGUGAUAGGAUCGACCAACUCUUUCGACAAUUCAUGAGCAGCUCCAACAGGGCAAUAGUCUACGACCUUUACCCCUACCUCUGGGACAUCAGGAACACACUUGUGGUUGCCAAGGCCUUUGUGAUGUGGCUGGAUGGCAGAAUCGAGAGGGACACCUACUCAUUCAACUCCUGGAUGAACUGUUUCCAGUGGUGUCGUACUGGCAGCGCUCCUGUGGUCCUGGGUGCGGAAGGUGAGACCUGGAUCUACAGAGGAGGCAUUGCGGGAGAGUUCCAGAUGAUGCUGCCAGUAACCAGUAGCAAUGACCUCUUUAACCAGCCUCCUCCACUCUUCCCCACUCUCAAAGCUUACACCAUUCAGCCAUUCCUUCAGGAGAAUAAGAAAGCUUUGUACAACAUAUGCAGGGAGCUCCACAGUGCCAAGUUCCCGGAGAAGGAUCAAGCUAAUGUCUAUCCUGAUCUCAUUGGAGACAGGUUCCUGGGCCAUUUCCUGGCUUUGUCUCCCGACUAUUGCUUCAUCCUGGAGGGUGAGGACGGGGUGUGCGGCUGUGUGGUGGGAGCCCUGGAGGUCUGCUCCUUCUCGAAGGGCUGUGAGGCAGCUUGGUUUCCUGCCAUGCAGGAGAAAUACGCCAAACCUACGGCUCUCCACAACCUUACUCCGACACAGGAGCUGAUCAUGUUCUUCCACAGCAGGAAGCCCAGUUUCCCAGAUUCCUUACUCUAUCACUUCCCAUCACUUCUCCAGUUGAACGUUCCUCCUCAGAUGCUGGAUUCCAGUGAAGCCCGGAAUUUGGUGAUCUGUCUCAUGUCUGCACUGAAAGCUAACGGUUCCCAGGGUGUAUUCUGUGAGCUGAAGCCAAGUGACAAGGAGCAGUUGGAACUUCAUCUCAGCCUGGGUUUCCUGGAACUGCCUGGAGCUGAGGCCUCUGUACCAGGGGCUGUGAUCUUCGGGAGGCUCCUGUAGACCUCACCUGUUUACAGUGGCAUUUGGCAGCCUGGCCUUCCCUGGGGCUGGCCACAAUGCAGUCCCCUUGUUGAGUUUGCACAUUUAAUGGUCACAGUGACAAGAUGGAGACCGUGUGUGUGUUUUUCUGCGGGCCGCGCUCGGUUGGACUGUAACGUUUACUGAAGUUGCUUCCCUUCGCUGUGUUUGGACGUUAACUCUAUGGUUGACUGACAGAUGGUCAGAUUUAGAAACCUUCAUGGAUUAAGAGGGUUGGUGCACUGAGUCCCAGGGCUAAUGAGCAAUUGAUGCAUUUAUGUCUUGGCUUAUCAAAAAGGUGGAUCAGAUAUGAGCUAGACUGACAGUAACCCACCACUUCCCCCCAACGCGCGGACACACGCAUAUGCUCACACAGAGAUGCACACACCAGACACAUACAGAUGCACACAAAGACACACUCACUCAGACAUGUACAAACACACACACAGACAUGUACAGAUGCACACAGACACGUACAGAUGCACACAGGCACAGUCACAGACACACAGGCAUAGACACUGAGACACUUUCAGACGCACACACAGACAUGUACAGAUGCGCACAGAGUCACAGCCACACAGGCAUACACACUGAGACACGUACAGAUGCAUGCACAGUUGCAUAGACACAUGCACAGACAAGCACAGACACUUACAGACACACACAGGCAGAUACAAAUGCACGCAGACACAUGCACUCAGACACAUACAUUCACGCACAGUCACAGUCACAGAUGCGCAGGCAUACACACUGAGACACGUACAGACGCACGCAGACGCGCCACUCUGACACUUACAGGUGCACACAGACACAGUCAUGGACACAGAAAUACGCACUCAGACACUUACAGAUGCAUACAGACACGUACAGACGCACACAGGCAGGUACAAAUGUGCACAGACACAUGCAUUCAGACACUUACAGAUGCACACAGACACUCAGAAAUAUGCGCUCAGACACAGAUGCAUACAUACAUGCGCAUACAGUCGCAUAGACGUGCACAGGCACACAGACGUACAGAUGCACACAGACAGUCUCUCACACAUACUCACUCAGACAUGUACAAAUGCAUACAGAUGCGCAAAGAGUCGCAUAGUCACGUGCACACACACACAGACAUGUACAGAUGCGCGCACACACUCACUCAGUCAUUUACAGAUGUGUACACGUGCACACAGAUACUCGUGCACACACGCGCACACUCACACAUUCUUGGAUGCGUGUGCGGGGACACUCAUGCUCUCUUUCUUACGCACAUAGACUCACUCAUUCCUCUCUGCUUUGCACUUGGAAAUGUAUGUACCCUGAGUGCAGAUCUGAAGGAAAUUGGACCCCACUGUUUGUCUUGUGCAGCCCUGCCAUAAUGACAGAAUUAUAACAUACUCAAUGACAGGUUUGCAGUUGAAGAUAUCGAAGGCACUUGGUUGGAUGCAAGCAGGUGAUAUUAUGGCUAAUCUGUGUCUUAACUCCCACCUACUCCUCACUACAUCCUUCCCUUAUUCCACCAGUAUAUAUUCUGAUAUUUUCGAUUGACAGUUCUUCAGUUUUGGGGAUGUGAGCUUAGCUGGCUGGGCCAGUUUAUUGCCCGUCCCUAGUUGCCCUGGUAGUGGGGGUGGAAGUGCUGCACUCUUGGGAGAUGUGACAGUGCAACAGUGCGGUUUAGAUAGGAGCUCUUAGUGGGAAGGGAGGGAGAGGGAGAGAUUAUUGACUGAGCGCCUGUGUGAAGAAUUCCUUCCUGACACCAGCUCCAUCCAAUAUCACAGUGUGAAUGGAGCUUUAACCCCUGGCUUCUCUUGUGUGUUCCUAUAUGGUUAAACAGCCAGUUAACACUAGGAAUAAAACACUAAAACCAUUGGGCUAAUCUCUAAUACACACUGGGCCUUUCCUGAUGAGAGACCAACACAACAUUAAGCACACUGACAGACUCUACCAUUGGUUCUGGUUCGGUCUACCUUCUACAACUUGAGUGGGUAAAUAUUCAAACCCCUGACUACCUGCUGGAUCAACCUGGUUUCAAGCUGUUUAUGUUGUUGGCUAGCUGGAAGUUCUCUCCAUUUGCAGUUAUGUAAAACAGCAAUGUAUUUGCACCUGACCCUUCUGCCCUCUCCUCCUCCUAUUCCUCUUCAUUUUCACCCUCUCAGUGUAAUCCUCUCAGCUCCAUCAAAUAACUCCCUAAGUUCCCAUUGAAUGAUGCAGCCAAGUGUUUCCAAACCUCACCACCCUCCGCACCCCCUGCCCCGAUCCAGCUCCUCACCCUUGGGUGAACACGUCAGGGAUUUGCAGAUUGAGAGCCUUGUGAAGUGAUGGAGGGGUGAGGAGGCUGAGGAUGCCAUUCUCCAGGUGCUGGGUAGAUGGGCACUUCCGCUAUCAUUGACGAACGGACAGGGUCACCCCAGAGAAAAAUGCAGUCACAGGGAGAGAGGGUAAUGUGGGGGAGAGAGGAUA